UGCAGUGAGGGUAACCAGCCGAUCCGCCCCGCCCCCGGUGUGAGCGCGGUGCUUUCCUUUCGGGCGGUCCUGCCGGCUUCCUUUUCCGGACCGGCAGGCGGUCGGCACCGGCGUUGCCUUCUCUGCCCCGCACCCUGAGCCGCUGCAGCCCUCCAUGGCGAGCCUGGCGGGUCGGAGGAGCCGGGCGGCGCUCGGGCUCUGCGCCACAGUUAUUUUACUUGAUAUGGCUUUUUGUAAAGGAUUUGUAGAAGAUUUAGAUGAAUCGUUUAAAGACAAUCGAAAAGAUGACAUUUGGCUUGUAGAUUUUUAUGCACCAUGGUGUGGCCAUUGUAAAAAACUGGAACCAAUUUGGAAUGAAGUUGGCCUUGAGAUGAAAAGCAUUGGUUCUCCAGUUAAAGUUGGAAAGAUGGAUGCUACUUCCUAUUCUAGCAUUGCUUCAGAGUUUGGAGUUCGAGGUUAUCCAACAAUUAAGCUAUUAAAGGGGGACUUGGCAUAUAAUUACAGAGGACCACGAACAAAAGAUGAUAUUAUUGAAUUUGCUCACAGAGUAUCUGGGGCUCUAAUUCGGCCACUUCCAAGUCAGCAGAUGUUUGAACAUGUGCAGAAGAGACAUCGUGUAUUUUUUGUUUAUAUAGGUGGAGAAUCACCUUUGAAAGAGAAAUACAUAGAUGCUGCUUCAGAAUUGAUUGUAUAUACAUACUUCUUUUCUGCCUCAGAAGAAGUAGUUCCUGAGUAUGUGACCCUAAAAGAGAUGCCUGCUGUGCUCGUUUUCAAAGAUGAAACUUACUUUGUAUAUGAUGAGUAUGAAGAUGGUGACCUGUCAGCAUGGAUUAACAGGGAGAGGUUUCAGAAUUACCUUACUAUGGAUGGCUUCCUCUUGUAUGAACUUGGAGACACAGGAAAGCUUGUGGCUAUUGCAGUUAUUGAUGAGAAAAAUACAUCUGUUGAACAUACCAGAUUAAAGUCAAUUAUUCAGGAAGUUGCUAGAGAUUAUAGAGACCACUUCCAUAGGGAUUUUCAGUUUGGCCACAUGGAUGGAAGUGACUACAUCAAUACCUUACUGAUGGAUGAAUUGACAGUCCCAACUGUAGUUGUACUGAAUACAUCAAACCAACAAUACUUUUUGCUAGAUAGACAGAUUUCAGAUGCCAAAGACAUGGUCCAGUUCAUUAAUAACGUUUUGGAUGGCACAGUAGAAGCCCAAGGAGGUGAUAGCAUUUUGCAGAGAUUGAAAAGAAUAGUAUUUGAUGCCAAGUCUACUAUUGUGUCUAUAUUCAAGAGCUCGCCACUUAUGGGCUGCUUUCUCUUUGGUCUGCCACUGGGUGUCAUCAGUAUCAUGUGCUAUGGAAUCUACACAGCUGACACAGAUGGAGGUUAUAUAGAAGAGCGAUAUGAAGUGUCUAAAAGUGAAUUGGAAAGCCAAGAACAGGCAGAGGAGAGCACAGAGCAAGAGCCAAGCGGGGGAGGUUCUCUAGCACCUACUGCGCAAGAGCCCAAGGAUGUAUUAGAAAAGAAGAAAGACUGAGACUUUACAAGUAUAAAACAUUUGAUAGAAUUUCAAAUUAUUAAAGAGACUAUUUAUUGAAUAUAGAGAUUCAAUCAUGAUCUUUACAGAAGAGAACAUGUUAUUUGUAUUUUGCUAAUAUCAAUUGCAUGGAUUUAAAUAGUCCUACAAAGGGGAGAUAUUUGGAGUAAAGAAAGGAACAGUUUAUCUAAAACAGAAUCAAAUCACUCCAUCAGAGUUUACCUUAUAGAUAUUGUUAUAAUAUGUCAGUUUUAUUUGCAUGUUUCUCUAUCUGAAUAUUCUGUGACAAAGUUAACAUUCUUGGACAGAAUAUUUAAGUUGGUCAUUCAGGUAGAAGAUACAUGUUUGAUAGAGAAAAAAACAACACAUCUACCUACUGCUAUCCAUUCUCAUAUAUUUUGCAUAAGGUUUAUAUGGACAAAAUUAAGUCUUCAAAAGUUAGGCACUUUAAGGAAAACUAAUAACUUUUUUCCAUAUAUGAAAUUAAGAUUACAAUGUUAAAAAAAUAAUGUGGUUUUAUAUAUAGCAUAGUGAUUUUAUUUUAUUAGUUAUUUUUAAAGGAGAGGAAAUGUUACUUUUUAACUUUGUACUUGGUUCCAUUAUUAUAAAAUUUUCAUAUGAGCCUGUAUAGUGUGUGGGGGGGGUAGUUUUGUGAUUGACCUUUACAAAAUAACCAGGUUGUGCAGGGAGUAGUGACUUCAGCCCCUUCCUGGGAAAGUUCUUUAACCAGGUGUCUUCAUCAGUCAUUUCAGGAAGGUAAGGGGCUGUGUUAAUCCUACCUUGCUUUAGCUUUAGACAAAGCAGUGUAGGAUUUUAUUCUUUUUUAUUUUGUAUAUUGAAAUUUCUUCUAAAAUUUUCUUUGAUUAAAAAAUCUGGCUUUUGAAAAGUAAUAUAUAUCAAAUUUUUGUUUGUGGUAAGUUAACUUUAUAGAAAUUUAUAAUCCAAAUUAUCACACAUCUAUUAUGUAAUGCCAUUAUGAGCAUAUGUUCAUAAUGAGUUAUGAGUGACAUAAUUAGCAUGUCAAGCAGCAUGUCACACCCAGUGAGGAAAAAAGAGGUGGCUGGUUACCUUCUCUGUUUUCUGAAUUCUGUCAUCCAUUUCAGUGAGGAUCUCUAAUCUCAUUUAUAAUGAAACAGUGUAAGAAUUCUAACACAAGUUACAUUGAAAAAUUUGGUAUUUUUCAAUAAUAGUUUGAUAUGCUUAUUGUGAAUUAUUUUUGAGGCCUUCAUUUUACGUAAGUUUGAAAUUUUUAUUAGGUAACUUAUUUAACUAGUUAUUCUUUAAUUUUAUUUUCCAUUGUAAAGAUUUAUUGAACAUUUAAAAAUGUUUAAUCAUUUUUAAAAUUUGUAAUUUAUGGUCCUGACACUGAAGUUAUUUUGGGCUUUGCCGGAGGGCAGCUUUUGGUUGUUUCUGAUGUCAUACUGAUCAGGACUAACUGAAACUAUGGAAUUACAAAUAAUUGUUUUGUUGUGUUCGUGUGUUCUUUUAGUAUGUAGUAAAUAUCCACCCUUAAUUAACUUUUUUCAUAAUGAAAAAGUAUGUAGUCAGAGGGAAUUUCAGGAAAUACUAGAAUGAAAUGUUCUCAAAUAGAAACUGGACAUAAAUGUUACUCAAAAAGUAGAUUCCUCUGCAUAGAAUUAAGAGGGGUUUCUUUGGGAAGAUAGAUAUUAAUGUUCCCAAUGAUAAAGCUGGUUUUGCAGUAGUAAGAAACUUAGAUAAGUAUAGAUGCCUCAUUUCAGACUCAGUAAAGAAGUGAAAUGAAGAAAUAGUUGACAAAGUGUCAUUGAUCUUUUUUUCUUUCAUGUUCAUCACUAUUAAUUGUUAGCUUGCAUAUUUUUCUCUUAUUAGUGAUUGCCCAUGAAGAACACCUCUGUAGGAAAAAGGGUACAGUUCAGUGAUCAUCCUUUGUAUUCUAUGACAUGGUCCUUCAUGCAUGGAUGCCUUAGUUCUGUUAUCCUUUGCACAAUUCUGUGCCAUUGCCUCAUGUUCUCUUGGCAAUUUUUGAGGGUGUUUAUUGGGAAAACAAAAUGUAUAGGUUGUUUGAUAAAUGAAUGAUUUUUAUUUCUUUUUAUAUUAAAAUUUUGCUUUUUACUUGUUUCUGUUUUUGGAAUAUUAUUUGCUUUGUCAGAUUCCUUACCAAAAAAAAAAAAAAAAAUCUUUUAAUUGGCUCACUUGUGUGUUUUUCCCUUCAGUGUGAUAAUCAGAGUCUUACUCUGAAUGCUGUUUUCAUUUUAGGAAAAGUUACUUCAAAAUAAAGGUAUAUCUCUUAAUCAUUAAGUCUGGGAGACAGUUAUGAUUCAGUUGAUGAAUUACAUGAUUACAUAUCCAUAAUAGAAUCCUUGAGGAAACUGGAGUGCCACUUCCUCUUUUGGUUGCCACAAAGUUCCAUAUCUAUUUUCUGAAAUUCAGAAUCCUAGAUCCUUGCUAUUGAAUCCGGUACUUGAACAUUACCAGUAUUUCAGAGAGAGAGUGCAUGUUUUUUGUCACGUACACUGUGUACCCCAUGACAGCUUGCGCCUUUUUUUUUUUCACUGUGUGCAUCAGUAUUUCUUUGGCUACUGUUGGAAACUUGUUUGAAGGGUAUUGAAUCUGGAAUUUUUAUUCUUCCUCAAACACUGUGUUUCCUGGGAUCUGAUUUAAAAUAACAUUAAGAUGCCAAAUGUUUUAAGGUUGAAGGAAAGGUGUAUGUGAGUGUUUAAACAGCUGUUUGGUGAAAUUUUUUGUUAAUGAUGUUCCUUGUGUUUUGAUUUGGUUUGAUUUUGUAAAAAGUAUUAUAAACAAUUUCAUCAUUGUUCCAUAUGACUAGGAGGAAGGACAGGAAAAUCACUCAGCUAUUCUUAUUUAGCAAAACUUGUUGAAAUAAACCAGUGUGAGAUAUUACAACUAUCAGUUAAUGGAUAGGGUUAGGUUUGCCAUUUUAUUUUUAUAAAUAUAUAUUUUUUCUGAAUGUGUGAGUCCAAGAGUGGACAAAAAAAUACUUUUCUACUUUGGACUAACCUAUGGUGGUUUUUGAAAGUCUGUAUUACUAACUUGUUGAAUUCAUGAUACCUUGCCUUAUGGCACCAGUUGUAGACAUUUGUUUUUCUAAAAUAAAGUAAUUCAAAACAUAAUUGUCAGUUAUUUUUAC
Molecule: messenger RNA, 4652 nt
Organism: Sciurus carolinensis (gray squirrel)
Lineage: Eukaryota; Metazoa; Chordata; Mammalia; Rodentia; Sciuridae
Gene: Tmx3
Product: thioredoxin related transmembrane protein 3
Exons: 16
Coding region: 155-1525 (456 amino acids)
Biological process (GO): peptidyl-cysteine oxidation
Cellular component (GO): endoplasmic reticulum
Molecular function (GO): protein disulfide isomerase activity
Source: RefSeq, a predicted model, not a curated record